Trichoplusia ni (cabbage looper) is the source of this 1767-nucleotide messenger RNA. RefSeq names its product mitoferrin (gene mfrn). Gene Ontology annotation, cellular component: mitochondrial membrane. The record is from RefSeq and is a predicted model, not a curated record. The coding region runs from base 216 to 1187 and encodes 323 amino acids. NCBI's taxonomy places the organism in Eukaryota, Metazoa, Arthropoda, Insecta, Lepidoptera, Noctuidae. Gene Ontology annotation, molecular function: ferrous iron transmembrane transporter activity. Gene Ontology annotation, biological process: iron import into the mitochondrion. The transcript has 5 exons.
AUAGUGUUUAUUACUCUGUGAUACCGCAAAAGUCGCGCGUGCUUGAGAGUCGCAUUUAUGGAAUCAAUUUUGAUUGUUCUAAAUUUCGUAUGACUUGUGACAAAAAUAGUUGUGAAAAUGAUACUUCUAAUUCGAUAAAGCAAAAUCAAAACCCCAGUUAUUUUUCCCAUUAAAAGUGUUUAUUUUGUGCUGAGUGUCAGUAUUCAGUGAGUAUUAUGAACUUUGAGGACUACGAAAACCUUCCGACCCAAAACUUCGUCACACACAUGACUGCCGGAGCAAUAGCUGGGGUCAUGGAGCAUUGUAUAAUGUAUCCGCUGGACUCCGUAAAGACUCGCAUGCAGUCUUUACGGAGUGCACACAACAGCAGCAUCACAGAAACGUUCCGGUACAUGGUGCAGCGCGAGGGCCUGCUCAGGCCGGUGCGCGGCAUGUCGGCGGUGGUGCUGGGCGCGGGCCCGGCGCACGCCUGCUACUUCGCCACGUACGAGCACUGCAAGCACACGCUGUCGCACCUCACGCGCCACCGCCACGACAACAUCAUUCACGGCUUGUCAGGCUGCAUAGCGUCUCUGGUGCACGACGCCGUCUCCAAUCCUGCUGAGGUGGUGAAGCAGCGGCUGCAGAUGCUGAACUCGCCGUACCGCGGCGUGUGGGAGUGCGCGCGCCACGUGUUCCGCACGGAGGGCGCGCGCGCCUUCUACCGCUCGUACGGCACGCAGGUGGCCAUGAACGUGCCCUUCACGGCGCUGUACUUCAUGACGUACGAGCGCUGCCAGGCCGCGCUCAACCCCGCGCGCACCUACUCGCCGCUGGCGCACGCGCUGGCGGGCGCGGCGGCGGGCGCGCUGGCCGCCGCCGCCACCACGCCGCUGGACGUGUGCAAGACCGUGCUCAACACGCAGGAGGCCGCGCACCGCGCCGACUCGCUGCUGGACGCGGCGGCGCACGUGCUGCGCGCGUCGGGCCCGCGCGGCUUCCUGCGCGGCGUGCAGGCGCGCGUGCUGUACCAGAUGCCGGCCGCCGCCAUCUGCUGGCUCACGUACGAGACGCUGAAGCACGCGCUGGGCGCGGCCGAGGAGGAGCGCGCGGCGGCGGGCGCGGCGGGCGCGGCGGGCGGCGCGCCGCCGCUGGCCUGCGCCGCGCUGCGCCUGGCCGCCGCCUCCACGGACGUGACGCGCACGUAGCGCGUAGCGCGGAGCCCGCUCGCUGGCCACACAGUGAGGUGCUGUUGAUUCUAGUGAGAUUAGCUUAGUGUGUACAUGUCCUGUAUAUUGUUUGGCCGCGAGCCGCGCCCGCCGCCCUAGUCACGCGCGUGGGCGAGGCGACGCGACUGCGACUUUGUUUUCCAUUGUUUUUGUAAAUGAUUUGUUAUCGCAGUCCACGAUUGCAGCUAGUAAUUGUUAUAUCAAACAGUUUGGCUUCGAUGAACUGCUCUGAACAUCCCGACGGAUGUAAAAUAUGAUGGAGGUGCUAUGUAUAUUGUGAUGGAAGGGAACGGAUUGUCGCUCGGAUCGUUCGGAUGCGGCAAAUUAUUUUGUGUUGUUGUUUGUGUAAAUUACUAUUAUUAUUAUUAUUAAUUGUAUUUGUUGUAUUUAUGAGUUGUAUAUGUGAGUGAUAAACUCGAGUAAUAUUGAGAGUUAUAAAUACUAUUUGUAUAGAACUAAGGCACAAGCGCGGCCCCGCCCGCCGCUCGCCGAGCUGUAAAAUUGCAAAUUGAAAAAAUAUUAUAAAAUAAACAGUAAGUGAAUAAAAAGUUGGACAAUA